Molecule: messenger RNA, 5436 nt
Organism: Moesziomyces antarcticus
Lineage: Eukaryota; Fungi; Basidiomycota; Ustilaginomycetes; Ustilaginales; Ustilaginaceae
Product: p-loop containing nucleoside triphosphate hydrolase protein
Exons: 1
Coding region: 1-5436 (1811 amino acids)
Biological process (GO): transmembrane transport
Cellular component (GO): fungal-type vacuole; membrane
Molecular function (GO): ATP hydrolysis activity; ABC-type peptide transporter activity; ATP binding
Source: RefSeq, a predicted model, not a curated record
AUGACCAACACAAGUGCGAUGGCGGGUGCGCCGUCAACGACACCGAUCGACCAUGGAUACAAGUCGGUCCCACUCGUCUUUGACGCCUUCCUACCUGCCGCCUUCGUCGUCGUCGUGCUGGCAUUGCGGCUUUGGCCCAAAUCGUCAAAUUCGAAGCCGUCGCUGCUGGGUCGCGUCUUCACUUCGUUCGUUACGCCUGAAGACGUCCACGAAUACGACCGUCAGGAGGCGGAAGCGAAGGAACAGGACAAGCAGAUCGGUGCUAGUCUGAAUACCGACGCCUCGCCCGACGGAUAUGGGUCUACACACGUCGGGAAGGCCGACGGCUCGCCACGCAGCAAAGCUGCUACAUCGAACGAGGCGGGAAACUCCGAGACCUCGCCGCUCUUGGGAGGCCGCUCCGACUCGCAGAUCCCCAACUUUACAGAUGAUGUGCCGAAACAGCCUGCUGCAGUACACUUUGGACUCUCGGUCAUCAGCGUCCUCCACCUUAUCGCAUGGACGGCUGCUCUUCUCAUCACCCUGCUGAGCCCUCGCCUCGCCAGCCGCUUGGGCAACGAAGCCGGCUUCGAAACACGGGCGGGCCUUCAGCUUGCAGCCGCUCUCCAAACAGGUGCCUGGAUCUACGCCAGCAUCCUUUCUUGCUUCUUCCCGUCGCCCACACCGCCGUACACUCUGCUCGUCUUCUACGCCUUUCAACUGGCCGGCUCGGCUGUGUCAGGCUACCGCUCGAUUCUAUCCACUCCCCAUCCUCCGUUCCAUCCACCACAUAGCAGCCAGCUCGCUCCACCGGCCUUCAGCAUCGCCUCUCUUGCGCUAAGCCUUGUUGCGGUUGCGCUCAUCAUGAGCCUGCCCCUUCAGGUGUACGACCGCAACCCGCAGUACGACAGAAACGGAUACCCUCCACCGCUCGAGGACUACUGCACCCUCUGGGAGUGGGUCAGCUUUUCUUGGCUCAAUCCCAUCAUCAACGCCGCGCUCACCAGGCCGCUGGAAGAGACAGAUGUCUCGCAGCUCAGCAAGCUGUCCAAGUCACAGGUGCUGUUGAACAAGAUGCGAACGAUCCAGCGCGAGGAUGACCAAGCGUAUGCUGCAGCCAAGGAAAAAGCCCAGACGGCCAGUGCCGAUGCACGCGCCAAAGCCGAGAAGAGGGCCGAGGCAAAGAAGCCCAACUUGGUGCGCCAGGUGUUCUGGAUGAACUCGAGGGACAUGGCGCUCGACUUUGUUCUCACCAUCGUUUCCUACAGCUUGGCGUACGCCAGCCCUUUCUUCCUCAAGCAAAUUCUGGACUCCCUUCAGACCAGCGCCCCUGCAACCGAAGCCUUCGUCUCCGCCCACGACUUCUCCCGAGGUUCGGCUGAGGCGGCAAUCUCCACAGGUAUCCAGGGCACAGUUCAACUCUAUGCCACGCCGAUGCUGGGCUGGAUGAAGUCGGUCCCCGACUUUAUCGAUCCGGCAAGGAAACGCGCCUUCUUGUUCGCUGUCUUUGCCCUGCUCGCUUCGCUUGUAAAGACGCAAACCGACCUUCAGCAUCUGUAUUAUAGCCGCCGUGCCAGCGUUCGUAUCAAGACCGAGCUCACUCUGGCAAUCUAUGACAAGGCGCUCCGUCGCAAGGACAUCUCGGGCUCGUUGCAGAACGCAACCUCCACUGCCAAUGCCGAGCAGACGCAUGAAUCGGCGGACAAGGACGCAAAGACGGACAAGAAGGAUGGAGACGCCGAAGCCGCCAAGAAAGCAAAACAGCAGCAGGAAGAGGAGGACAACAGCGCCGCAAGCGUUGGCAAGGUCGUCAACCUCAUGGCAACCGAUGCCAACUCGAUCUCAACCUCGGUGACCGCGUUGUACAUGGGCUAUUCGGCCCCGUUGGAGCUGGCGAUCGCCACCACAUUCCUCUACAAACUCCUCGGCUGGUCGGCGUUCACCGGCGUCGGACCUGCGCUCAUCUUGAUGCCGCUCCAACAGCGCUUUACAAUGAUGUCGUACGAGAACAACAAGGGGCUCCUCAAGGCGCGCGACAAGAGGAUCACGGUGCUCAACGAGCUCGUGACAUCGAUCCGCUUCAUUAAGUUCUUCGCUUGGGAGCAGGGAUGGUCCAAACGGAUCUUGAGCGCCCGAAAGGAGGAGGUCAAGUGGCUCUACCGCAAUGCGUGGAUCAUGGCCGGGCUGAUCGCGUCGUUUGCGCUCGUACCGCUGGCGUUUACCAUCACCGCGUUUGCGUCGUACACACUGGUCGAGGGCAAACAGCUCGAUGUCGCGACAGGGUUCACGGCCAUCGCCCUGUUCGGCAUGCUCAAGAACCCGCUCAGCGUGCUGCCUAUGAUCAUCAACAUGAUCUUCCAGGCCAAGGUCUCGGUGGACCGCAUCAACACGUUUUUGCAGGAGGACGAGGUGCCCAGCUGGGUCGUACACAACGCUUUGGCGCACGAUGCACAAGACCAGCCAAACGAAACCGCUCACAGCGACCGAACAAUCGUCUUGCGCGAUGCAACGCUCCGUUGGCACGCUGCGAAGCCUACGAAGAAGCAAGAUCAGCCGGCCGCCAAGCGCUCCUUCCUCUCAAAGCUCCAGUUCUGGAAGAGAGCGAAAAAUGCCGAGAUGGCGACUGCCACGGAACAUGAACAGCUCGAGCCCGAGGCAGAGCCUUUCCACCUAACGGCCCUGGACCUGCGACCGCCGCCCGGCCAGAUGACGCUGAUCUGUGGUCCGACCGGAUCCGGAAAGUCUUCGCUAUUGUCCGCAAUCAUGGGCGAGAUGGAGCUGCUCGAGGGCUCGGUCCUGCUGCCCAAACGUCCUCUGCGGCUGCUCAGUGGCGGCGUGGCGUACUGCUCCCAGACGGCUUGGCUCGAGACCAUGAGCAUCCGUGACAACAUCGUCUUUGGCCAGUACUUUGAUCAGGCCCGUUACGACGCUGUGCUCAGCUGCUGCUGCUUGGAGCCGGACCUCAAGACGUUCCCCGAGGGCGACCAGACCGAAGUCGGCGAGAACGGCGUCUCGCUCUCGGGUGGUCAGAAGGCCAGAGUGGCGCUGGCACGCGCAGUGUACUCUCGCUCACCGAUCCUGCUCCUCGACGAUGUGCUGGCUGCCGUCGACUCCCACACGGCCAAGAGGCUGGUGGACGAGUGCCUAUGUGGCGAGCUCGUCAAGGGCCGCACGGUCGUGUUGGUGACACACCACGUCGAUGCUGUACUCCCUCAUGUCAAGCAUGUUGUUAUGCUCGAUGGCGGCCGCAUCAAGGCUAGCGGUUCGUCAUCAGAGCUCAGAGAGGCAGGCCUUCUCUCGCCAGCUGUACUCGGAUUAUCCUCGCCGGAAAGCCCGAACGUCAAGGGCAAACAGGCUGCGAAGGACCAGAUGAAGGAGGAAGAAGCAAAAGACGCCGCAGUCGAUGCACAGGCAAAGGCUCAGGCGGACUAUGGAGGCACGAACGACUCCGGCAAGAACGGUGCAGCAAGCGCGCCGGGACGAGGCAAGCUCGUCAGCGCUGAAGGAAAGUCGACGGGCCGCGUCAAGCGCGAGAUCUACGUCACGUAUCUGUCGGCCUUUGGCUGGCUUUUUGUCACGUUUGUGCUGCUCACGACAUUGGUGUCCCGCUUCGCCGACGUGUUGGAGAAGUACUGGCUCUCUUUCUGGGGUAAUGCGUACGAACACCGAGGCGGAUCCGAUAAGCAGGGCUGGUUCGCCGAUCCCAGGGCCAAUGUCGCUCCGUACCUGGGCGUGUACGUUGGCAUCCUGAUGCUCGGCUACGCCACAAUGAUCCUGUCCUCGUUGGUCGGUGGCAUCGGCGCCAUUGGUGCGGGCAACAAGCUUUUCAGCCGCAUGCUCAAGACCGUGGUGCGAUCUCCUACGCGCUUCUUCGAUCAGACGCCAACAGGACGCAUCCUGAAUCGCUUCACCAAGGAUGUCGAGACGGUCGACACGACGCUGUUCGGCAACAUCCGCUUCCUCCUGCUCUUCUCCGCCUCGUGCGUCUUCUCUAUCGGCACGAUGGCAGUCACGGUGCCGACUUUCGUGCCGUUCCUGUUCGUGAUCACCUACGCCUACUACCGUACGUCGGUCUCGUACAUCUCGGCAGCGCGCGACUUGCGACGCCUCGAGUCGGUGACGCGAUCCCCCAUCUUCCAGUCCUUCUCCGAGGUGCUCAACGGAAUUGCGACGGUGCGCGCGUACGGUGCGCAGGAACGCUUCAUGCAGACGCUCUUCCGUCGACUUGACGCAACGCAGAGUUGCUACAACUUGUUCUGGAUGGCGAACCGUUGGCUCAUGCUGCGCUUCGACGUCAUGGGCGCUUUCACUGUCUUUGGCGCCUCGGCACUGUCGCUGGCAGGCGGCAUCGAUGCCGGUCUGGCAGGUAUCGCCAUCACCCAAGCGCAGACGCUCGUGCUCGCGCUGUACUGGCUCUGCCGCUGUUGGACGGGCUUCGAGAUGGACCUCAACUCGGUGGAGAGGAUGCACGAAUACCUAGCAUUGCCACAGGAGCCGGCCGCAGUCGUCGAGGACCACCGUCCGCCCCCUGGAUGGCCAUCCAAGAUCGACAGCCGCGGAAUCCAGGUGAGCAACUUGGUGCUCAAGUACGCGCCCGAUCUGGACCCGGUGCUGCGCGGUGUCGAAUUCAGCAUCGGAGCAGGCGAAAAGGUCGGACUGGUGGGACGCACGGGCUCGGGCAAGAGUACCUUGGCGCUUGCCUUCUUCCGCUUUGUCGAGUACGAAGCAGGUUCGAUCGUUAUUGACGGCAUCGAUAUCAGCAAGAUUGGACUCGAUGACUUGCGCAGUCGACUCACCAUCAUUCCGCAGGAUCCAGUGCUGUUCAGUGGCACGAUCCGCGAGAAUCUGGACCCCUUCGAUGAGCGCACAGACGAAGAAUGCAUGCUAGCGCUUCGUCGGGUCAACCUGCGCACGAGCCCGAUCAACACGGCCGCACCAAGCUUGCUCCCGAGCCGCGCCGGGUCGAUUCAUGAAGUGUCGAUGGAGCCGCAUGCAUCGUCUUCGUCAUCGACGACGGUCAAUUCGGUGCUACCGUCGGGAGCAGGAAGCACGGUGUUUAGCCUGGAUACCAAGGUGUCGGAAGGCGGCAGCAACUUCUCGCAGGGGCAGAGGCAGCUGAUCUCGAUGGCGAGAGCGCUGCUGCGCUCGACAUCGAUCAUCUUCAUGGACGAGGCAACCGCUUCUGUUGAUUUUGAGACAGACACGCAGAUUCAGCGUACGCUGCGGUCGCCGCUGGACGCCGACGCGAGGCACAAGACGACGAUCAUCACGAUCGCCCACAGACUCAAGACGAUCAUCGACUAUGAUCGCAUUCUGGUCAUGGACAAGGGUCGUAUCGCUGAGAACGACUCGCCCGCUGCGCUGCUGGAGCGCAAAGGCAUUUUUUACGACAUGUGCCGCAAGACGGGCGAGUAUGAAGAGCUGGAGAUGCUGGCCAAUCACGCGGCUCGCUCCUAA